AUGAAGAUUUACGAAAGGAUCAAGGACGAUAUCAGGACAGAUGUGACAUGGAACCGUGUCGGUCGUCUUGGUAAGCAAGGUAUCAGGGCUGCUCCUGCAGCAGGGGCGUUGUACGUCGUCGAGAAAUUCCCGAUCAUCGGGUGGCUUCCUCGAUAUGACUAUCGAUGGCUUCUCAACGACGUCGUGGCUGGCUUGACGCUGGCCAUCAUGCUCAUUCCUCAAGGGCUGGCAUACGCCAAGAUUGCCACCAUCCCCGUGCAAUAUGGCCUCAUGUCCUGCUGGCUUCCGGCCAUCAUCUACAUGUUCAUGGGCACUUCAAAAGAUCUAUCGACUGGACCAACUUCCUUGAUCGGUCUCCUCACCUCAGAUAUUGUCAAGGAUCUCAUCACAGAGGGCUACACAGCGCAGCAAGUAUCAUCUGCAGUUGCUCUGAUGAUGGGCGUGUACGGAAUGGGCCUCGGAUUCCUGAAAUUGGGAUUCCUCCUGGACUUCAUUUCUUAUCCAGUGCUCAACGGGUUCAUUUCUGCUGCUGCAAUCACCAUCGGCCUUGGCCAGGUAGCCAAUCUUCUUGGUGAGGAUAACGUCGGCUCCGGCACCGCACACAUCAUCCAUGAUGUCUUCAGCCAUUUGGCGACUUGCAACCCACGUGCCGUGGGCGUGGGGUUUGGCAGCAUUGUCCUUCUGGUCGGACUUCAGAAGGCGGGAGAAAAAUGGGGAAGCAAGUACAAGAUCGUCUGGCUUUUGUCCAUCACUCGUGCCUUCAUGGCACUCGUGUUGUUUACUGGCAUCAGCUAUGCGGUCAACAAAGGACGGGAUUCGGACGAUUUCCUGUUCGAUGUCAGCAAGGUUAAAGCCAUCAGCAUUUCAUCUCCAAAGCUGCAAAGUUCCACCCUCGUUGGAAAGGUUGCUGGUCGAGCAAUUGCUCCAUUCAUCGCUGCCGCGCUCGAGCAUCUGGCCAUUGCUCGUGCAUUCGGCUUGAGGAACAAUUACGUGAUCGACGCAAGUCAGGAAUUGUGUUACCUGGGCGUGACCAACUUCUUCAACAGCGCUUUCACCGUCAUGGGCGUGGGCGGAGCCAUGUCCAGAACAGCCGUCAACUCUGGAUGCAAGGUCAAGUCACCACUCUCUGGGUUGGUCACAACAGCCUUCAUCAUCUUGUCGAUCUACAAGUUCACAGGAGCGCUUUACUGGGUUCCAAAGGCCACGCUCGCCGCCAUUGUCAUUACCGCCGUCAUUCCCCUGAUCGGCACAUGGAGAACUUACUACCACUUCUGGAAGACGUCUUUGGCCGACUUUAUUGCUUCCAUGGUCGCCUUCUGGGUUUCUCUGUUUGUCAGUACGGAAAUUGGCAUCGCCUCUGCCGUCGGCUUCAACAUUGUGUAUGUGCUCCUUCGUCAAGUUUUCGCCCGGAUCAGAACGAUUGGCUCCGACUCGGAAUCGGAAUUGGCUGCUUCCUUGGAUGCCGCGCGAGGCAUGCCGGCAAGACUUCCGGCGGAUGCCAGAGUUUUCCGCUUCAGCGAGUCGCUCUUCUUCCCCAACGCACUCAGGAACAAGACCAAGGUGCUCGACGUCAUUCAGACAUAUCAUGCCGCCGAGUACAGCAGCGCACAUGGCGAAGAAGCCGACCGCGUGUGGUCCGUCGAGGGCGAGAGGCGCAUUAGGCGUCUCCGCAGGAAGGCCAAGACCAACGGAGAGAACUUGCCACCCAUCAAGGUCGUCAUUCUGGAUUUCACAAAGGUUAAUUUUGUUGAUGUCAGUGCCGUGACGGCCUUGAAGAACUUCUUUGCCGAAUUGAUCAAGUAUGCCGGCGACCAGGUCGACGUUCGUUUUGUGGGUAUGUCCGACAGUGUCCGCGAGAGGUUCGAACGGGCUGGGUGGAGGUUCGAGGAGGGAGGCACGCCGAACGAGCCGUUCAGCACGACCUCGAUAGGCAUGUUCAAUAGUAUCGCCGACGCAGUCAGGGCUCCGAGACGGAGCAUGAGUGAUGAGUUUUUGGAGGUCAAGGUGAAGGCGGACGAGGAGGAGCAGAGUGCCACGAUCACUCACCGGGAGAAACAGUAG
Molecule: messenger RNA, 2061 nt
Organism: Exophiala xenobiotica
Lineage: Eukaryota; Fungi; Ascomycota; Eurotiomycetes; Chaetothyriales; Herpotrichiellaceae
Exons: 2
Coding region: 1-2061 (686 amino acids)
Biological process (GO): transmembrane transport
Cellular component (GO): membrane
Molecular function (GO): sulfate transmembrane transporter activity
Source: RefSeq, a predicted model, not a curated record